UGAGUGGCUCCUGGUGCAAGAAGAAUGAAAUCCAGGCUCCAAAUUGGCUUCAAGCCCGCUGUCCAGCUUGUUCUGUCCCUCCUUUGCUCACCACACUCCAGCUUGCCUAGUCUUCCAAAUCCGCAGGGACACUCCACGAUGCCUCAGGACCUUCGCACAUGCUCCUCUGCUUUAAACACUCUCACCUCCAGCCUUUGUGUGACUAGCUUGCCCUCCUCCCUCCCUUUCUUCUCUGAUGUCACCUCCUUAGCCCUUUGAGGCAGGGACUUGUCCUGUUCCACACUGUACCCCAGCCUGUGGCCCAGGGCCUGGUACCAGGUCAGGCAGAGGGAGUCGGGGGUAACUCUUACAGAACCUACAGGACUGGGGUCCACCGGGAGCGGGGCACGUUGAGCAGGUAGCUCCACUAUCUCCACCUCUAGUCUUUGGUGGGAAUCAGCUGCUCCAGGUGUAGGCAUCUUUUCUCCAGCCCCAGGCAUGCUUCAGCCUCUUUCCCAGCUCUCGUCUUGGUCUCGCCACCCACCAAGCACGGCCCCCCCCAGACACUUGGUCCUUCACACGUCCCUGAUCACCCAGUUUUUCUGCUGCCUUGGCAUCCGCCCGGGGACCAGAUGUCUCUUCCUCCCUGACGAGAUCCUCAGGCCCGGGGCUGUAGCUCCGCCCCUGCUGUCUUCCGUCCUCCACCUGCGCAGGCUCAGGGGUAGCCAUGGGCACGCAGCCCUGCCGGACGUCCAUCCCUGGUGGAUACGUUCAUGGAAUCCUCCUCCAGCUGUUUUCAGGAAGAAUUCCACGGAAAGCUUUUGGGAACAUCUGUAACACACCCCUCAGGCCCUAGAGUUUGGGAGCACACUUCAAUGAAAGGGCAGUUUAGGGGGUAUUCGAGACACCCCAAAAAAGGGGGGAAGAAUGUCUUCAGCAAGUUCCCCAGCAAAUGAUGGCCGUCCAUCCUGGGGAAAGAAAGAUCCCUCCAAGGAUGAUUUGGGUGGAACUUUUCAUAUUUCGGAAGGGAGAAUUCCAGGGGCUAAAAGAAUAUGUGUGAGAUCCAAGCCUCGCUCCGCAAGGAGGGAUGCGUGCCAGACGCGCGCUGCCCUGGAAGCUUGUGGACCGGAGACCGCGAGCUCCGCAGACGAACAAGGGGCGGCCGGCCUCGACGGGCUCCGGGCUCUGGGCUGAGAGGGCGCAGGCGGGUCCCCGGCACGCGAAGGGACCUUCCCGGCCCCAGGCUCUCGGCGCGGCUGCGGUGGUCAAAGGCCGCAGACACGCGGUCAGAUACCUGUGGGGCGGACCCGCUUGGCGAGGGCCCACGCCCGCCGCCCCCGAGGCGCCCCGCCCACCGCCCCCGAGGUCACCAAGGCACCGGUCCUCCGGGGACCUAGAGCGUCCCGGAAGUGUGCGCGGCCGGCCGGGCGGGGCGCGGGAGCACUUCCGGCCGGCAGGCGGGCGGGCGGCCACCUCCCGUUCGGAAGGUGUGCACUCCUCCAGCAGGCCUUGGGGGAAGAUGGCGGCCCUGGGGGACGGUCAGGAGCCCCCUCAUGUCCUGUCCACUGUCACUUUCGAGUCACCGGAGACACCUGGAGCCUACCACCACCACGAGGCCCAGCUUCACCUCCACGGCCAUCAACAUGGCUUCCCCGGCUGCAGCCCUGAGGUGUUCUCCCAGCCACCACAGGAGGAGGAUCUCCGGGACGUGGAGGAGGUCCAGACUGGCAGAGACACCUGCUGGCCAGAUCCCGAGUUGGAGCGCGAGCAGGCCCCGUCGUCUCCCCAGCCGCACAAUCCUGAAGACCAGGCGGACCAGGGCCCGGGGGUGCUCAGGACCCUUCUGAGGAGCCUUCCCCGUAGACCCAAGUGUGGGGACAGCUUUGGGCAGGAGUGCAGCCUGGAGCGGCCGGGGCCCGGGCCCCAUGCCCAGAAGAGAGGCACCUGGCGUGGGCCGCUCGGGCUGCAGGGAGCCUCGGGGACAGAGGGCGGCCCGGGGCGCGCCGCCGAGCUGGCGGGCAGCCUCGGCCGGGGCUCGGGCCUCGGUGCCCGGCGGGGUGGCCCGCGGGGCGGGAAGCCGCACAGGUGUGAGGCCUGCGGCAAGAGCUUCCAGUACAACUCGCUGCUGCUGAAGCACCAGCGCAUCCACACGGGCGAGAAGCCGUACGCCUGCCACGAGUGCGGCAAGCGCUUCCGCGGCUGGUCGGGCUUCAUCCAGCACCACCGCAUCCACACGGGCGAGAAGCCCUACGAGUGCGGCCAGUGCGGCCGCGCCUUCAGCCACAGCUCGCACUUCACGCAGCACCUGCGCAUCCACAACGGCGAGAAGCCGUACGAGUGCGGCGAGUGCGGCCAGGCCUUCAGCCAGAGCUCCAACCUGGCGCGGCACCAGCGGCUGCACACGGGCGAGAAGCCGUACGCCUGCAGCCAGUGCGGCAAGGCCUUCAUCUGGAGCUCGGUGCUCAUCGAGCACCAGCGCAUCCACACGGGCGAGAAGCCCUACGAGUGCCCCGACUGCGGCAAGGCCUUCCGCGGCCGCUCGCACUUCUUCCGGCACCUGCGGACCCACACGGGCGAGAAGCCCUUCGCCUGCGGCGCCUGCGGCAAAGCCUUCGGCCAGAGCUCCCAGCUCAUCCAGCACCAGAGGGUGCACUACCGAGAGUAGCGGGCGCAGGGGGCGCGUCAGCAGCCUGAGGUCGAGGCGAGUUCCCGCGGAGGGCUCCUGCCUUCGCGCCUCCUGGUUGGCGCAACCGGCGUCUCGUGCGUGUCCCGAAUAAAGUCUGUGUACUUGAUGGACGCGGGAGGAAGGCCACGUGGCUGCCCCCCAUCCCUGAGGGCUCCUCUCGGCGGAGGAGUGAGGGACCUAAGGCAGAGCCCACCGUGUGCCCUAGCGACCGAGGCCUGCAGGCAUCGUGACUUACCAGAGCCAUAGCCAGGGCGGGGUCAGGCACCCCAGGACGGGUGGUUUCCAGAUUGGGGGGGGGGCCGGGCUGCCCGCUGUCACCCUGGGCUGUAGUCUCUGGUGGUUUGGUUCCCUCAUGCAUCUGGGAGAAUGUGUGUAGCAUGUUCUCUCUGCAGCAAGCCCUCGGAUCUGCUGUUUGCCUUCUCACCCUGCCUCUGCUCCUGCUGGUGGCUGCCUGAGGCCAGCGGGCUUCAGUGGAAGGUGGCCCUGCCCAGCCUUCAUAGCUGCCUCCAGCCCUAGGAAGCGGGGGCCCCAAGGGGUUCCCCGCUUGACAGGUCUAGGCAACUGCAGCUGGGCAUUGGCUGUAGCCGGCUUCAGAUCUGCCAUGACUGCCCGGUAGCUCUCCGGCCCCUGUGGUAAAGGGGAGAGCCCAGCUGGGUGGGGACGCCUUCUGCCUGCCUGCCUGCCUGCUCCCUCCUGGACAGCUUUGGGACCCCCCCACCUGCACCACACACGGAGGAGUUGCCUGGCCCCUCUCCAGGGUAUAACUCCGCCUCGCCUCCGCAUCCUCUUUCCCCAUGACCCCAGUAGAGAGCCCUGUGGUUGGGCUGCCCCGCCUCUCCAGGCUACACUCCCAGGGCCCCGAGGCCAUCAAGCGCUUUGGACUCCCCCACGAGGGUCAGAACACCCCCUUGAGUCGUCUUUGCUGGUGCACUGUGACGCCCUAGAAGACGAGGGGCACCCGCCUUCUCCCCAGUCCCCUGUCCCUAAUACCACGCGGCUAUUGGGUAUCGUGAAGCUUCCACCUUGGGCAGCCAGGCCGCGGAGCGGGCGAGCAGAGCCCCCAGGGCUUUCCGGGGAGCGGCGGCUCAGCCUGUGCUCCAGAAGGGUCAUCCUGCAGCCUCAGCACCAAGGCUGGACUUGGGUACCUGCACCACAACCGGACUUAGCAGGCAGCCCCAGAGCAGAGCCCAGUGGUCCUCCACACUGUCCUAGACUGUCCUGGAGGAGGGUUCCAUCUGAUCCAUUCAGCACUUCCCGGGAACCUGGAACGCCUGGCAGGACCCAGACAAGGACUCCUCAGGGCAUCUUCUCUGCCCAUUGUGGCUGCCCAGGUUUAUCAGUAUCUGGCUGCACAGGACGUUAUAGUUCUCGACCCCUGACCGCUCCUGGGACGUGGGUACAGCCCAGAGUCUGCACUGUCCUCCUGCCUCGUGUCAGGCACAGGCGUCACGCCCCGCCUCCCCGCCAUCGUCAUCCUCCAGUUCCAGCUCUGUGCCCCGGCCUGCUCUGGAGCCUCUAUCCAGCCCUGGUUGCGAAUGCCUCUAGCUCAGCGGCCACUGUCCCUCGCCUCCCGCUGACCCCGUUAUCUCCAACCCCAUGGGCUGCUCUCCCUCCCACCCAGGCCCAUGUCCUCGGCUCCAGCCAGCCUCACACUCUUCCCUGAAGUGACCCACUGGUCUCCGGGAGACCAGGGUUAGUGUCUGCCUGCCCUGAUGCCAGCCCAGGCACUUACUGUCCCUCACGGAGCCUGUUUCCUCCUCUGGAAAUAGGGACAGCUGUCUGUUGGCACCGCAUAGGGUGAUUGGGAGGAUGGCCAUAGAAUCCUUUGCACACCACCAGGCAUACAGCAAAAACCCAUAAAAGGGGCUCCUGGAAAGGCUCUGUCGACAACCAGGGACAGGUCAGGAACACUGUUAAUGGACAGCCUCAGCAGAAAGCCACCUGGGGCCAGGGCCGGCCACGGCAAGUGUAAAAGAACAUUGAGGGAGAAGGAGUGAGGCACCAGGAAAGCGGUCCCUGUGCAUUUCAGAGCCCAGGAAGUGGUCACUUGUGUAGGGGCAGUAUCUGCUUUUGGCCCUAGAAGUAAAUAAAAGCCCUAUAGGAGCUUGAGCCCUAAAGAAAGGUGGUCCUGUGAGGAGCUCCCAGGGUCCCGCACAGGGAAGAGGGUCCAGGAGCUGACAAUCCAUCUUGGGCUCUGUGCAGAGUGUGGAGCGGGCUGCGUGUGCCUGUGAGUCGGGAAAUAACGACAAAGCUGGGCCUAAAUGUGGACGCUUUUCAGUUGGAUACAAGGGUUUUUAUUUUUACAUGAAUAUAAGCAGUGUGGCAUGAUGGUUAAGAGAAUCGACUUUGAAACUUAAAGCCCAACUCUACACUUAAGUGUAAUGUUGGACAAGUUAUUAGUCUCCACAUUUGUUUUCUAAUUAGGAAAAAAAAAAAAAAGAUGUAUUAGGGCUCUCCAGAGAAACAGACUCAAUUGGAGAGAUAGGUAGAUAGGUAGGCAGGUAUUCUUAGGAAUUGGCUCACGAGAUUAUGGAGGCUGAGAAGUUCUGAGACCUGCAGUCAGGAUGCCGGAGACCCAGGAGCGCCGAUGGCAUAGUUCCAGUCUGAAAGCCGGCAGGCCCAGGACCCAAGAAAAGCCAGUGUUUCAGUCCAAGUCCAAAGGUAGAGUGAGACUGACGCCCCAGCUCAACAGUCAGACAGGAGGAGUUCCGUAUUACUUUGUCUUUUUGUCCUAUUCAGUCUUUCAGCUGAUUGGCUGGGACCCACCCACAUUAGGGAGAACCUGCUUUACUCAGUCUGCUGCCUCAGAUGUUGAUCUCACUCAGAAUAACGUUUGACAAAAUAUCUGGACACCCUGUGGCCCAGUCCAGUUGACACAUAAAAUUAACCAUCUCGAGCAAGGAUAAGAUUGUACUUAAUGCCAUAGGGUUGGCCUCAUUCCUCCUGAUCUGGAUGUGCUCUCUCCCCGUGACGCAGAGCAGAGCUCAAAGCGGCCCCAGACCCAUUCGCGUCUAUUUUAGCCACUAGAAGGGUAAGGGAAGCAUCGCAGGGAAGGGCUCUGCUGGGUCCUGCUGGGGUCUCAUGCCACCCACUGUCCAUCCCUGGGCCAAGGGCUGUAAUCAGGGAGAUGGGCCCAGAGAUUGUCAUUCAGCCUGAUUCAAGGUCACACCCAUGCUGGCUGCAGGUUGCUGGGAUGGGCAAACAGAACCAUAAGGUCCUCUGCACACGUUUUCAAUACCAGUAUUGUCCACGCGCUUGUCUUUUUCAAUUGCUAUGCAACAUUCCAUAUUGGGCUACCUCAGUAUCCCAAGGUUUUCGGACUUUGAGAGACCCCAGAUUAAUGAUGGUCCAGAGGUGGAAGCCAAGACGUGGUCUAUGGACUCAUCUGCUCUGUGCCGUGUGCCCCAAAGCAGGUGGGCAGGAAGGCAGGCUCUCCCAGCAUCCAGCUUCUAAGGACAUUCACUCUACUUUGUAGCCCUGCUCUGCCACUCACUUCUAUGCCACCUGGGCAAGGUCCGUACCCUCUCUAAGCUGCAUCGGUAAGUUGGCGAUAGUGAUUCUAUUGAAUACAUCACAAGGUUUCUGUGAGCACUAAAUGAGAUCAUUAUGUGAAGAACCAGCAGAGCACAGGCCAGAAGCAGAAGUUAACAUCCACUUCCCACCUGGAAAAUAUACAUCCUCCCUCAU
Balaenoptera acutorostrata (minke whale) is the source of this 6352-nucleotide messenger RNA. RefSeq names its product GLI family zinc finger 4 (gene GLI4). Gene Ontology annotation, cellular component: nucleus. Bases 1067 to 2644 code for a protein of 525 amino acids. The transcript has 4 exons. Gene Ontology annotation, molecular function: RNA polymerase II cis-regulatory region sequence-specific DNA binding; DNA-binding transcription factor activity, RNA polymerase II-specific. Gene Ontology annotation, biological process: regulation of immune system process; regulation of cytokine production; negative regulation of transcription by RNA polymerase II. NCBI's taxonomy places the organism in Eukaryota, Metazoa, Chordata, Mammalia, Artiodactyla, Balaenopteridae. The record is from RefSeq and is a predicted model, not a curated record.